GCUUUACGCAUGCGCACCGGGAAAGUACAACAGCAAAAUACAUUUGAAAACGAGAAGUGUCAUGUAUAUUUCUUGACAUUAUAUAAGUUUGCAUGUCAAUUAUUAAACAUCUGUAUGUUGCAGAUACAUGAAAAUAUAUUUUCCACUACUUUUCUAAUAUUGAAGUUGUGAUCUUGGUCAUUUGAAAAAUGGAAGAUCCUGAGGUCCUUGCAAGUGAAUUGGAUCGGGAGUUUGAUGUGCAUCUAGCAGAUAUGAAACCUUUUGUGCUCAGGCUAGUGCAUAAGUCAGAGAGGCAGAGAUGUGCAUUGUGGAUCAAAAAGAUGUGUGAACCACCAGGAUCUGGUAUAUCAGGAAGGAAAAACAGAAAUAUGUAUGCCCUCCUAAUGCUACACAUGCUGAAAAGGGGUGCACUUGAAGGUCCAUUUACACAGAGACCCGGGGAAGGUCCCCUAGAUACAUUGCCAGCUUACAUGUCCAUAUACUUCGAUGAAAGUACAUCUGUAAAGGGUGAAGAGGCAGAUCGAAAAAACCUCCCAGACUGGGUGAAUGGCCUUGGUGACUCUUCCACAGUGCUCAGGUCUUCCAGUAUGGGUGAGCCCAGUGCCUCCUCUACUUUAAGACAAGGAAUGUCCUCCAGGGAGAGAUUGGCUCAAAUUACUCAAUCACCAAGCAGAAGACGAACACACACAGCUAUAGGGAUAGAUAGGGGACGCCCAUCAAGUCCAGGAAGAUCAAGGACCUAUCCGUCACUACCCAGGGAGAAGUCUCCAAGCAGAAAUAGGAUAACUUUCUCUGAUGGAGAAGAUGUUGAAGACGGAAGAAAGAGUCCACAUAGCUCCCCGGUGCCCAGUAGAUCUUCCAUAAGGUCGCCUACUAAUAGAAAAGCCAAUGAGGGCAAUGACUGGAGUAGGCCUGUCAAUUCAUUACAUGGGCCUUCCAGUUUGAAAGGAGUGUCUUCCUUUAGGGAUGAACAAAGUUUGAUAAGAAUGCAUGAAAGAGAGCUUGAUAUGAAAACAAAGAUGUUAGAGGCAAAGUUUCAUGAAGAGAAAUUAAGGAUGCAACAGAAGCAUGAUUCAGCAGUACAAAAGAUUCUUGACAGGAAGAAUGCUGAGAUAGAAGAUGUGAAGACACAUUACAGAGCAAAGAAUAGAGAACAGGAAGAACAGAUAAAUAAGAUGGAAAAGAAAAUCCAGUCAUUGGUGAAGGAAUCUGCUGUGGUGAGAGAAAAUAAAGACAAGCAAAUAGCAGAGUUAAAGAAGCUGUCAGAAGAAACCACUCAAAGUAGACAGAAUGAAUAUGAAAAAAAGAUGCAUGACCUGGUGGCAGAUUUUGAACAGGAGAAGUUUGACAUGCAAAAACAACACACUAAAAAUAUCCAGGAGCUAUUAGAAGAUACAAAUGGACGUCUUCAAAAGAUGGAACAUGAGUACAGUGAACAGGCAGUGCAGACACAAUCCGUUAUACGUGAACUGGAAGACAGAGUUCAGCAGUUAACCAUAGAAGCUCAGAACACUACAGCUGACAGAAAUGCACUGGAAAGACUGAAGGUGGAGCUGGAGCACAGAAUGGAAGAGACUCGCACAGAGCUGCAAGAUUACAAGUCAAAAUAUUCAAUAUUAGAACAAGAGCACCAGAAGACUCUGGAAGACCAUGACCUGACUCUAAGAAGUCUCAAGAACAAGAAUGAUGCCACAGUGGAAUAUCUACAGCAAGAACACAGCUUGGCAGCAGCUAAAGCAGCAGACACAAUUUCUGAUUUAGAAGAUCAUAUUGCUCAUCUUAAACAAGAAUUGCAGGAUGCUGAAACCCACAGACGAGGCCAAAUAAGAGAGAUGGAGCAAGUUCAGCAACAAGACAAGAUGCAUGCUGAAAAUCUGCAUGAAAAGAAGGUUCAGAGCUUGAAAAGAGAAAUGGAACAUGCAGAACAGGAAUCUCAAAAAGUUAUUAAAAAACUAGAGCAAACUGUCAAAGAGAAAGAUGAAGAAAUUCAGAAAAUAAUAGAACAACAUAGGCAACAUGCUCAGCAGUCAGAGCAGGCUCUGACAGAGUUCAAAUCCCAGGUGGAGAAGAAUUCUGGUAGGAUGUAUGAUGAAAUGAAACAACAGAUGGAGAAGGUUGCAGCAGAUUUGAGCAGGUCCAAGCAGCUGAGAGAAAAACAGGCACAAGAAUUCCAAAAACAGAUUGAGGACUUGAAAAAAGUGCAUGAACAAGAGUUGGCUGAUUUGAAAUUCUCUGUGGACCAAGACAAAGCACAGCUACUAAGAAACCACCAUCUUGAGAAAGAGAGCAUGCUGUCAGAUCAUGAGCAGGAGUUGGAGAGAGUGAAAGAGAACUUGAGGAGGGAGUUACAGGAUGUGGAGCAAAGAUCACAAAGUAGACAGGACAGAGACUCCAAGACAGUCACAGAGCUUGAGGCGCAGGUGAGAGAGCUGAGAGAGGAGAUUGUACAGUCUAACCAACUCCGCAAGCAGCAACUGGUAGAGCUGGGUCUCCUCAGGGAGGAAGAGAAACAAAAGAUGCAGAGAGACCAUGAAGCUCAGGUUGCCAAAUUAAAGUCUGAAACAGAGCAGCAAAAACUUUCCCUGCAGAAGUCACAUAGUGAGGAGAUUGAGAAAAAUCUAGAAAAGACAAAUGUUCGUCUAAGAGAGAUUGAAAAAGAAUACACACAAAAGAGCCAGAAAGCCAAUGAGGCCAUAGCAGAAUUGAAUAAGACCAUUGAUAUACUGAGAGAGGAAAAGAACAGGUUGAUCCAGGAGAGUAACAAGAGAUUCUCUGAGAUUUCCAGUAAGCUUGAAGAGGAAAAAAGAACAAUGAAGAGGCAGCAUUCAAAUACAAUGAUGGGUGCUCAACAACAGUUGGAUGAGACCAGAAACCAUAUUAGGAGCCUGGAGAAGAGACUUCAACAGCAAGAAGCAGAAUAUGAGGACAAGAUAAACGAUUUGAGGUAUCAACACGAGAACAAAAUGAAAGGACUGAUGCCAGUGUCAUUACGCAAUGAACUGGAGGACACCAUUGCAUCACUGAAAGCUCAGGUGACAGCACUCCAGCAGAGGGCAGAGAUAUUACAAGAUGAGCUCAACACCAGAGAUAGAUAUUCCUCAAUGGGAGGAGGACCCAGAACUCUAUCCCCUGCUAGAUCACCUAUCAGAACUUAGUUGAUGAACUUACUUUAAUUUUUAGUGUCCUACAAGAUUUCCAAAUGCCAGAUAUGACACAUUGAAUGUGGGCAAUUAAGAUGUGUGGAAAAAUAAUUACGUGUCAGACUUUAUUUAUUUAUUUAGCUAUAUGUGAAAAUUUUGUUUUAUUUUUUACUUUUAUGAACAUGACUGUUUUUAUUGAUUUUAUAUUUUUGGAUUUCUGCUAUAGAGUUAAGCAUACAUUAUGCAGUUUCUUCAUGAAAAAUUUCCACAUUUUUCUUGCCAGCAGCAUUAAUUCAGUUUUGUUGAUUUUUCAUUGCAGUGUUAAUAAUUGAUAAAAUUUCUGAACUCAUAUUUGUGCCAAAAUGUGUGAAUUCAGUCCAUCUUUUCAUUAUCAUUUAAGGAAAUAUUAUUAUUAUUAUUAUUAUUAUUAUUAUUAUUAUUAUUAUUAUUAUUACUCAGCAUGUACACAGUCCUAAAUCCUGACUAUUUAGCAUCAACAUUUAUUUAACAGCUCCUGAUUUCAAUUCUAUUAUUUUAUUUGAGAUAUUGUAUUAUUUGACACUUACUUAGAUACUUGAAAGCCAUGAAUAAUUAUUUUUCAUGGAAAGAAGAAAGUUCUGGGGCAGUGUAAAAGAUUACAUGACCAAUUAGUGCUUCCCAGUACCAAAUUCAGUAUUAAAUGCAGGCUCAGGGAAACCGAGGAUUUACAGCAUCUGCAUAUCUUUGUUUUUAGAGAUUCAUCAGCUAAUGUCACAAUGUCUUGAGCACUCUUGUUCUUCUGGAAGCAAUUGUAUUGCAGUGGAUUUUCAUUAAGUAGUAGCACACUGCUUGAUACCGUUUCGUGGGUUGAUGUAAUAUUUUACUAAUGACAAUGUCACUGGCCCCUCCUGUUACAAUGAAAUAGCCAUCAUAUAAAAGCUUUUUUUUCUCGGGUAAAAUAAUUUUCACAGAAAGUUAAAAUUGGUCAUUACUUACUCAAUAGAAAAAAUGCUAAAUGAUCUGGAAUGUUUCUUUUUAUCUCAUUCAAACAUGUAUAAAACAUUAUUGUAACAUUUGAACAUGCAACUGUUAAUAUUUAUGUAAAUUCAACUGUACAAAGAAAACACAGAUUGAAAUGAGAGAAAUUUUUGACUGUUAUUUGUUGUUUCUCCACCUCAAGUCUUAGAGGUCCCAGGGAACUGAAUCUAAAGAUGUUGUUUCUCCCAACAGAAUUAACUUUUAUCUGUCUAUGUUUGAAAUAAUUUUUUGGUUUCUGAUAGUUUGUGACAACAGUGUAUUAAUUGUUUGAUGUUUGUAAUUUUUGGGGGGUAUUAUAGAUAAAGCAUUCUCAGAAUUCAAUGUUGCAAACAGUGCUGAUAUUAAAAGCAACUUAUAUCCUACCAUUCCAAAUUGUCUUAUUGUUUGGACUACAGCAGCCUGAAUUUGAGAUAAAUUAGUAGGUGGUAUUGACUUUCUUGGAAUUAAACAUUUAACAUCUU
Lingula anatina is the source of this 4618-nucleotide messenger RNA. Its product is annotated as centrosomal protein of 112 kDa. Lineage: Eukaryota; Metazoa; Brachiopoda; Lingulata; Lingulida; Lingulidae. The record is from RefSeq and is a predicted model, not a curated record.